UCCAUUUCUACCUCCAGCAUCAUUUCCUCCUCCUACUCUUAAUAGCACUUGUUCCCCCCAUCUCCCCAUUUCUUUGUGGCCUCGAUCUAGAAGAACCUCCUCGCAGACAGCUCCACGCUUCUUAGCUACAUACCUCCCCUUAUCUUCUACCUCUCUUCUCCCUCCAAGGUCCCCUCCGCGGACCACUUCCGCUACAAUGAAUCACAAGAGCAACGACACGCAGGCCGUGAAGCUCACAGGCGCCGACAUCGCGAAGCACAAUUCGCGCGAUUCCUGCUGGGUCAUAAUCCACGGGCGGGCAUACGAUGUGACUGACUUUCUACCCGAACACCCAGGCGGGCCCAAGAUCAUCCUUAAGUACGCUGGCAAGGAUGCUACGGAGGAAUUCGAGCCGAUCCACCCGCCCGACACGCUCGACAAGUACCUGGACAAGUCAAAGCACCUCGGAGAGGUAGAUAUGGGGACGGUGGAGGAGGAGAAGAAGGAGGAAGAUCCGGACGAGAAGGCCAGGCAGGAGAGGAUGGCGGUAAUGCCAAUUCUGGAGCAAUGUUAUAACCUCAUGGACUUUGAGGCGGUGGCGAGGAAGGUCAUGAAGAAGACCGCGUGGGCAUAUUACUCGAGUGGUGCGGAUGAUGAGAUUACUAUGCGAGAAAAUCACUCCGCCUACCACAAGAUCUGGUUCCGGCCGAACAUUCUAGUAGAUGUCGAGAAGAUCGACUUUUCUACCAAGAUGUUAGGGACCAAAGUCGACAUCCCGUUCUAUGUAACCGCAACCGCACUCGGCAAGCUAGGACAUCACGAGGGCGAAGUCAUUCUUACACGGGGCGCGAAGAAGCACAACGUGAUCCAGAUGAUACCGACCCUCGCAUCCUGCUCAUUCGACGAGAUCAUGGACGCCGCGGAACCAGGUCAAGUCCAAUGGCUGCAGCUCUACGUAAACAAGAACCGCAAUAUCACUAAGCGCAUCGUGCAGCACGCCGAAAAGCGCGGCUGCAAAGGUCUCUUCAUUACGGUAGACGCGCCGCAACUGGGCCGCCGCGAGAAGGACAUGCGCUCGAAAUUCGAUGAUGUGGGCUCAAACGUCCAGAACACCUCUGGCGACAACGUCGACAGGAGUCAAGGCGCCGCCCGCGCCAUCUCCUCCUUCAUCGAUCCCUCUCUCAGCUGGAAAGACAUCCCUUGGUUCCUCUCCAUCACCAAGAUGCCAAUAAUCCUCAAAGGCGUGCAGCGCGUCGAGGACGUGUUACGCGCAGUCGAAGCCGGAGUUCACGGUGUCGUGCUCUCUAAUCACGGUGGACGCCAGCUCGACUUUGCACGUUCAGGUAUCGAGGUUCUCGCGGAAGUCAUGCCUGCUCUGCGUGAGCGUGGUUGGGAGAAGAAGAUUGAGAUCUUUGUCGAUGGCGGCGUAAGGCGUGCAACUGAUAUCAUUAAGGCGCUCUGCUUGGGUGCGACAGGCGUGGGCAUCGGACGGCCAUUCCUUUACGCCAUGAGCGCAUAUGGGCUGCCGGGUGUGGAUCGUGCAAUGCAGUUGCUCAAGGACGAGAUGGAAAUGAACAUGCGACUGAUCGGUGCUAGCUCAAUUGAGCAGUUGAACCCUACAAUGGUAGACACGAGGGGUUUGAGUAUGCAUAGUGCUACGGUGCCAUCGGAUACAUUGGGGCUGAACGUAUACGAUCCGCUUGUGGGACCGAAAGAGAAGGCGAAGUUGUAGGCUUAGUGGUGUCUAGAGGUUGUGUAUAUAGUGCUCUUCUUGUGGUAUAUAUUGGAUUUAGAGGUUAGAACUGACUGGCUCGAAGAUAUACUUCUAACUCCCGGAUGAUUUCAUGAAGUUGCUUUAACGAUUAGCAUGAUGAGAAUUGGCCAGGGGUACGUAGAGCUCUUUAGAGCCCAAUGCCGCAGAGGAGACCUAGCUUCCUAUGCUUUGCAUAGUAAUAAGCGGUGAUUCUAUAAUGUCUUACAACUAAACCGCG
Mytilinidion resinicola is the source of this 1970-nucleotide messenger RNA. RefSeq lists its product as uncharacterized. Gene Ontology annotation, biological process: lactate metabolic process. Lineage: Eukaryota; Fungi; Ascomycota; Dothideomycetes; Mytilinidiales; Mytilinidiaceae. The coding region runs from base 197 to 1711 and encodes 504 amino acids. Gene Ontology annotation, molecular function: L-lactate dehydrogenase (cytochrome) activity; heme binding. The transcript has 3 exons. The record is from RefSeq and is a predicted model, not a curated record.